GCUCUAAGAUGGCGGACCGGCGGCGAAGGAGGAGGCGCGCGUCCCAGGACAGCGAGGACGACGACGAGUCCGGUUCGGGUUCGGACGGCGGGAGAUCAGGGUCUCCGUCGACCAAGAGCAGAGGAAGAGACCCCGACCCGCCGGAGGCUAUAGCGACCCGGGUCGAGGCGAAGAGCGACGUCGAGUCCGAAUGUGAGAGUGAAGAUGGAGUAGGAGAAGCUGUCCUCUCCGACUACGACAGUGCAGAUCCAGAGGAAAACGGCUCCCAUUCUGAGGGAGCGGAGGAGGAAGAGGAGGCAGAGCAUUACAGCGACGAAGAAGCUCCGGCAGCAGUAAGCGAGCCUAAACCCCCCGCCGCCGACGUCCCGCCUAAAGAGGAGGAGGAUGAAGAGGAGGAGGAGGAGGAGACUGCGGAGGGGGAGGGAGGAGGACACAGCAAAGAGGAGAGCAAGGCAGAGGAGAAAGGAAACCUAGCUGGGGAGAGACAGAGCGGUGACGGACAGGAGUCCACAGACGAUCCCGAAACGAAGGCCGGAGGAAAACCCGGUCAGAAGCUCGACGAUGACGAGGACAGAAAGAACCCGGCCUACAUCCCGAGGAAGGGUCUGUUCUUCGAGCACGAUGUCAGAGGACACGCUCAGGAGGAGGAGAGACCUAAAGGCCGAAACAGGAAGUUGUGGAAGGACGAGGGUCGCUGGGAGCACGACAAGUUCAGAGAGGAGGAGCAGGCGCCGAAGAGCCGCGAGGAGCUCAUCGCCAUCUAUGGCUACGACAUCCGAAACGGCGGCGGGCCUGGAGACCGAGCGUACAGGCAACGCAGGCCCAGACAAGGCUCGUCCCCCGGCAGAGACAAACGAUGGAGAGACGGAGGAGGAGAGCGACCGGUGCGAUCCUGGCAGAGUGGAGGAGGAGGAGGCGUGAGUCGAGGAGGAGCUCCACCACCUUCGUCCAUCCACCCCUCCUCUACAUCCCCCUCCUCUCUCCCUCUGUCCUCCGCUCUGCGUAGCAGCAAUGCCUCCAGGCCCCCGCCCUCCCGCAGCAGACCAUCCAACCAGAAUCAGAUGCACCUCCCGCCUCAGUCCCAGUACAGGAAUAAUGAAUCAAACGCACCCCAGAUGCAUCCCAGAGAGCGACAGGGUCCUAAAGCUCAGUCUGAUCCCACAGACAGAGACAGGGUUGUGGUCAGCAGGGGAGGGCGCGGUGGCGGGGGAAGGGGGGGUCCCUCCGUGGUCAUCGAGGACAUCGCAGUCAGCCAAGGAGGCGUCAGGGAGCAGGACCCGAGUGUCGUAACGACAGCGGCGGCGUCGCAGCCGGGUGGUUACAAGUCUGCAUCGCCGAGACGACAACAGCAGGAACAACGAGGGGGUGGCGACAGGCCCGCAUCAGGAUUAGCCGUUUCAUCCUCCAACUCUGACCUCUCCCUGCAGUCAUCGGCUCCGGCGACCAAUCGGGAGGCCUCUCCUCCCGCCGAGCGGCCGGUGGAGCGUAAAUCUUACUCGUUGGCUCGCAGGACUCGCUCUCGGCCCGCAGACCUGGGCAGCAAACAGCCGUCGAUGGAGGAGUCCGCGGCCGGAGGGAACAACUCCUCGGCCGGCGGCGCGGGAGGGAAAGGCUGGGCGGGAGCGGGCGACGGGCCGAGUCAGGCCGGAGGAGGAGGAGCGCUGACGGAGCUGGACCAGGACGUGGCUCGUAUCAGUCUGGCAGAACAGAGCUGGAGCCAGAGCCCGACGUCCUACAUCCGGUCUGAGAUGAGAGGCCUCCCCAACACCAUGCACAUCCCCGCAGGCCCGCCUCAGUUCUCCAGCAUGGAGGAGAUGGGUGUUGGCUCCAGUCGGGCCAAACGCUACUCCUCCCAGCGACAGAGAGCCGUACCUGAGCCGGCCCCGCCCAUGCACCUGGGCGUGAUGGAGGGACACUACUAUGAACCCAUGUCGUAUCAGGGACCAAUCUAUACCCACGGGGAUGGCCCCGCCCCCAUCCCGCCACAAGGCAUGCUGGUCCAGCCGGAGAUGCACAUCCCCCAUCCCGGUCUUCAUCCCCACCAAUCGGGUGGCCCGAUCGCUAACCCCGCCCUCUACGGAGGCCCGCCUGUUUCUCUGUCGCCAGGGCAACCACAGCAGCUGCUGCCACCGCCUUUCUACCCUCCGCCUGGAGUCAUGACGUUUCCCUACUCCGCCAUGUACCCGAGUCCACAGGGUCAGUCCCAGGUGACCUACGGAGGCGUGACGUACUACGACACGAUGCAGCAGCAGGCUCAGCCCAAGCCGUCGCCCCCCCGUCGCACAUCCCAGCCCGUCACCGUCAAGCCCCCCCCUCCGGAGGUGCACUUCGCCUCAGAGUGACCCCGCCCCUCACCCCUCCCCGCCACCCAGUCUCAGCCUCACUCUGAUCUGAAAACCACAGGAGCAGGAUGGGGGGGGUCAGUGAGGAGCUGCGGUCCCAACAGCAAGCGCCAACCUUAUCCACAGAGCGACGAGUGGACGGACGGGUGGACGGAGGUGAAGACCGGCCUGGAGGUGACCCACAGCGUCACCGCUGUGACCUUCCCCCUUUUUCCCCUCUUUGUUUUCGACCCUGUAGCAGCCAAGCGGGUCAGCCGCGCCGCGUCGGCGGCGGGUCGCGGUCCGACUGCUCUGUAACUCUGCGGUCGCAGGUUUGAUCCCACCGACGUGUCUUUGAGCAACAACGCUGAACCCUGAACACGUACACACCUGCCUGUCGGACUGAUCAGUUCAAACCCUUUAGAGCCACUUUAAAGCAUUUAACGCCACACUGAGUCGGCGGCCGGAGUCCACGGUGACGCGUCGACCUGAAACCAGUUGAGUCCUUUGUUUUGUUUUUCUGACUGAACCCUGAUGUCGGUCGGUAGAAAGACUUCCUCUGUGGACGCACUGAACACACUGCUCAGUUCAUCUGUUUACUACAUCAGCUGUUCUUUCUUUCUGAUGUAAAGAUUAAUGUGGCGUUUUCCACCAUCACAGGUAGGACUGAGGUUCUAGCAGGAUAAAGACAGAACUGACGUGCAGGUCGGGGGACGUUCGUGAGAAUCGGUUGUGUAUAUAGUUUGAAUGCAGCUCUCAGUGUUCAUCGCUGACUCGGUGCUUCCUGAAAACCUCCAGAUGUUCGCGCCACGUUACGUUUUCUCCUGAUUCGUCAGCUCCGCGUUCGUCGGACUUUUAAAUGAGAAACCUCGAUAGAGAAGUCUGCUGCUGCGUGUCCAGAGGCUGCGGCUGACCUCAGGUCAGUGCAUGAAGUGUGAGGGAAAUGUUGUUGUCCAAAACCCAAACAAAAGAUUAUUGAUUAGCUGAGAUGAUAACUGUCAUUGAUCAGGAUUCUCUGACUUCGUUUGAUCUAGUAGUUGAUAAAUGAACCAGCUGAUCAAGAGUAACGAUAACAAAUCAGAAACAAGACGGGGCUGACAUCAUCUGCGAGCAUGUACGAGUUCUCCACAUGACUGAGGACUGUCAGUUACCUGCCCGGCAGGUAAGCGUCACACUGACCCCGGUCAUAAACAGAGACAGCUCCUCAUCAAACACAGACCUCAGGUCAGUGUCAGAGUGUUCGGUCUGUUGUCGUGGAGAUGUGACGGUCAGAUUCACCUGAGUUGAGCAGAGACGGCUGCCGUCCGUCAGCCGCAGGUGCUCAGGUAGUCUGACCAAUCACGUCACAGUUCAGGGUCGUGCCAGCUGAUCGAGCGUCUGUCCUCUGCCUUCUGAUGUAAAAUAAUCUUUUGUGAACAGUCAUAAUUUUGGUGCAAUAACAAACGUUCACAUUCAUCAGAUUCAUGUUUUUUGUUGCUCAGCCCCCUUUUCACUGUUUAUGUGACAGAGUGCUGCCAUGGCAACAGGCCAUCCACUCACAUUCUGACAGUGUUGAAAGUGUUGAGUGUCAGCAGAGGCGAGAUGUUUCCCGCGACCUCCGACAUGUAAUGAUUGAAGAGAGUUAAAUUGACUGAACACCUGAAAGGGGCGGAGCUCCUCUUUCAAACGUUAACCUGCUCGUCUGAACGCACAGUUUAUUCUCUGACAGCAGCUUUUCCUCUUCUGCCUCCUGAUGGGCAGGAAGUCCGUCGUCCGGCCGGAGGCGUUUGUUGUUGCUGUAUAUAGAAACGGAGACGUGUACAUAAAGCUUGGACAGAUAAAAUAGAGCAGUAAGCAUAUUCUAAUACUUCUAGUGCUACAGAGCAGUCAGCUUCUGAUUGAAACGGCAUCGGCAGGGACCUCGAUCGUUAGCGGUGGACGUCAUUUACGGCUUUAGCUUCCAUCUGUUUUUAUUUCGUUUUUCUUCUUGAAAUGUCGCUGUUUCAUUUUAAUACUGUUUUUUUUUUAUUAGUAGAUGCAGGAGUGAAGCGAUAACUUCGACUUCGUUUGUUAACGCCCUUAAAGGCACGCCGAGGAAGCUACUCUGUCAAACUGAAGUGAUUAACCCUGCAGCAUUUAUUUGUCCUGCAAUAACAAUGUAUUUUCAGGGAAGAAGGUAACCAGAAAGGUUUUUCUCUUUGUUCAUCCUCCUCUUCAGAACUACAGGAUGAAGUUUAAAAUGAAUCCUCCAGAUUACGUUUUAGUCCCAUUUAGACCCAAAACAAACUGCAGAACUCGGACGCCGCUUCCUGCUGAACGUUUGACCUUUAGCACUGUGUGACUGCAGGUAUCGAGUCCGUGUGAAACUAAAAUAGACCAACCUGAGCGAUGUCUGAAAACACACCUCUGUGAGUCAAUGACAGGCUGAGUGUGUGUGUGGUGUGUUUAGAGACACUCAGCUGAAUAAUCUGAGGUUAAGAACAACUUCACCACCAGUAUUCUGCUUUAUCUCAGCGCCUCCUUCCAGAAUCGGCUUCAGGUGCUUUGAACGUGUACACGGAGGUGAGCCGGUAAAGUUCCUGAGCAGGAGUCAGUAUUUGUUUUUGUUUCCUCCACAAACCUUUUCUUUUGUACUUGAGAUAGAAGUUGAGGAUGGUCGUGUGUUUUCAGGGUGGAGGGGGGGUGAAGCGUGGUGAUGGUGUCCAUCCUUCAAGCCUUCCUUAGUAAAGGCUGUAACCCGUUAGCCUCAGCUCACCUCCAGCUCAGAAAUAUUAGUUAACUUCAGCUCGUUUCACUUUGUUCUUCAUGUGUUGAAAUGUCAAAUGUUUGAAGAUCACCUGAGUCUCAGGUGAAGGUGAGCUGGCUGACGUAACCUGAGCUGACCAGACUGUGUUCACUGUGACGAUGUUACGAUGAUGAGAACUGCAUCCACGGUUUUGUUUCUGUUUGUCUGUCAUCCACCAGAGGAUCAAUAAAGAUCAUUCAACCA
Chelmon rostratus (copperband butterflyfish) is the source of this 5289-nucleotide messenger RNA. RefSeq names its product casc3 exon junction complex subunit (gene casc3). Gene Ontology annotation, cellular component: exon-exon junction complex. The record is from RefSeq and is a predicted model, not a curated record. The transcript is spliced from 12 exons. The coding region runs from base 9 to 2342 and encodes 777 amino acids. Gene Ontology annotation, biological process: mRNA processing. Gene Ontology annotation, molecular function: mRNA binding. NCBI's taxonomy places the organism in Eukaryota, Metazoa, Chordata, Actinopteri, Chaetodontiformes, Chaetodontidae.